This is a messenger RNA of Pieris rapae (cabbage white), 6077 nucleotides long. It is a transcript of the gene Kdm2, whose product is annotated as jmjC domain-containing histone demethylation protein 1. Gene Ontology annotation, molecular function: histone demethylase activity; DNA binding; protein binding. The record is from RefSeq and is a predicted model, not a curated record. The transcript has 21 exons. NCBI's taxonomy places the organism in Eukaryota, Metazoa, Arthropoda, Insecta, Lepidoptera, Pieridae. Gene Ontology annotation, biological process: regulation of transcription by RNA polymerase II; protein demethylation. Bases 111 to 3140 code for a protein of 1009 amino acids.
UGACGUGUGUGGCAAAUGGUGGAUUGCGUUGCUUUUUGUCGUGCUCCGUGUAAAAUAUUUACGUAAAAUAGUGUUCAUUUUGUGGUGCAGUGUUUCUGGCUUAUAUAAACAUGUCGGAAACACUGCCGAAUAAUAAAAAGCAAGUUCCACGGCAGCUGCGUGAACGCAAGCAGCGAAAACUUUAUUCUGAUGAGUGGGCCCUUGGUGAUGAUGAAGCUGAGGGUGGCCGGGGAUUCUCCCUGGCUGAUAAGCUGGAUAGUUCAAGAUUUGAACAUUCCGGGGAUGUUUUGGAUAUGCAGGGCUCUGAUCUAACCAUAACAUAUCUCCAAAAGCAUGGAUUCACAACUCCGCUUCUGUUCAAAGAUAAAGCAGGAUUAGGCCUAAGAGUGCCGACCAGCAAUUUUACAGUGAACGAUGUGCGCAUGUGCGUUGGAUCGCGACGCCUUCUCGACGUUAUGGAUGUAAAUACACAGAAGAACAUCGAAAUGACUAUGAAGGACUGGCAACGCUACUAUGACGACCCAAACAAAGAGCGUCUUUUGAAUGUGAUUUCCCUAGAGUUUUCUCACACGCGUCUCGAGAACUAUGUACAGGCUCCCCGUAUCGUACGUCUUAUUGACUGGGUCGAGACUGUAUGGCCGAGACAUUUGAAGGACCAACAGACGGAGUCAACUAACGCCCUGGACGACAUGAUGUAUCCCAAAGUUCAAAAGUACUGUCUGAUGUCUGUGAAGGGCUGUUACACAGACUUCCACAUUGACUUUGGUGGAACAUCUGUCUGGUAUCAUAUACUGCGAGGGGCAAAAGUAUUCUGGCUAAUUCCACCGACAGAGCGUAACCUUCAAUUGUAUGAGAAGUGGGUGUUGUCUGGAAAACAAUCUGAUGUCUUCUUCGGUGACACAGUUGAAAAGUGUAUACGGGUUCAUCUUCAAGCGGGACAUACAUUCUUCAUACCAACUGGUUGGAUACACGCUGUAUAUACGCCAAGCGACUCUCUGGUCUUUGGGGGUAACUUCCUCCAUCAGUUUGGUAUUGAAAAACAACUUAAGAUCGCCCAAGUUGAAGAUGUUACCAAGGUGCCACAAAAGUUCCGUUAUCCAUUCUUUACGGAAAUGCUGUGGUAUGUGUUAGAUCGCUAUGUGUGUGCGUUACUCGGUCGGUCUCAUCUUGCUCCUGAGGGUCAAAACCCACCUCCAACGGCUCCUAAGGAUCAUAUACAUCUUACUCAAAAUGAGCUGCACGGAUUGAAGGAAAUAGUGCUGUAUCUGCAUCAAUUGCCUGCAGCACGUAAAUCAGUCCCCGAAUUACUCAGCGAUCCCAUAGCAUUAGUUCGGGAUGUGCGUACCUUGGUGGAACAACAUCGUCAUGAUAAACAACAACUUGCGAUUACUGGACAGCCCAUAUUGAAAGGCCCAGAUGACGCUGGCGGUGAAAGGAUCCGCCAAUGGGGUGGCGGUAGAGGGCGUGGUGGGCAUCGCGGUGGUCCCGCUAGACCACGUCCCGAACAUGCCAAUAACGCACCUAGGCGACGCAGAACCAGAUGUAAGAAAUGUGAAGCCUGUCAGCGUACAGACUGCGGAGAAUGUGUGUUCUGUCAUGAUAUGGUCAAAUUUGGAGGGAUGGGACGGGCUAAACAGACUUGUGUUAUGAGGCAGUGCUUACAGCCAAUGUUGCCUGUCACAGCAUCUUGUGCAGUUUGUCAUUUGGAUGGAUGGAUGCAAACUCCGGUUGCACCACAGGCUAAAGGGAACUCUGGUCGCAACGGUCCAUCAUUACUUCGUGAAUGCUCAGUAUGCUACAGCAUAGUACAUGAAACCUGUGUACCAGCUGGAGGUCAGUUAAAUGAAGACUUGCCUAACUCCUGGGAGUGUCCCACUUGUACUACUAUGGGACUUAACCAUGACUACAAGCCGCGCCAUUUCCGUGCCCGUCAGAAGUCUUCCGAUCUUCGUCGUAUGAGUGUUAGCUCUGACGCCAGCCAACUCAGUCAGAAUUUACAAAAUAAAUUACCUCCUCCAUCAUCAAUGUCGGUGAAGACUGAAGCCACUUCUGAUGCUGAGAAUAAGGGUGAUACGCCAGUUAAAACUGAAAUGGACGUGAAACAAGACGAUGAAGUCAAAGAAGCAGGCGAUAGUGCUGAUAGGGGUGAGGACUGGGAGCCAAACAGCAAGAGGCGACGAGCCAGUGAUGAAGAUGAGGCACCGAAGAAACAGGCUUUGAGGGCGCAUUUGGCUUUGCAGCUUACUCACCACUCGGCUAAGAAUCUAAAAAAACCAUUAUAUCCGGUUCGCCCAGCUCCGACGUCCGGAUCAAAUAUGGCUGGCACUCCUUGGCUGGAUCGAGACGCGAUGUUGAGUGUCUUUGCAAAACUCACCCCGCAUGAGUUAGCCACUUGUGCGCUUGUAUGCAAGUCUUGGGCAGAAUAUUCCAUGGACCCGUGUCUAUGGCGCAGCAUGUCGUUCGUACAAGUGCGUGUAUCGGCCGCUCAGUUAGCAGGCAUUGCCCGACGACAGCCCUUAUCUUUAGGCCUUGAGUGGUGUCAUUUGGCACGACGACAACUUGCCUGGUUAUUGGCAAGGCUUCCAGCCCUUCGAUCAUUAUCUCUUGCUGGUUCUCCUGCCGAGGCAGCCCUGGCGCUUCGAUCAAGCUCGUGUCCACCAUUAACAUCACUGGAUCUGUCUUUCGCUCGUUGCCUGGACGACGCGAAACUCCGGGGUAUUUUAGCCCCACCGGAGAACUCGCGCCCAGGUGGUGGUGCCCGUUCGGGGACUGAGCCGUCUCGUUUAGCAGCACUUGCCGUCUUGCGGCUCCCGGGAACUGAUAUCACUGAUGUUGCUAUGCGAUAUGUUGUUCAGGCUUUACCAAAGCUAGUAGAACUCGAUGCGUCGUCCUGCGCACGUUUGACAGACGCGGGCGCAGCACAGUUGGCACAUCACGGCCUUCGUCGAUUGUCUCUGGCUGGAUGUCGAUUGUUGACCGAGGCUGCAUUGGACCAUCUUACUCGAUGCCCUAAUCUUGAGCGAUUGGACCUGCGACACGUGCCACUGGUCUCAACACAGGCUGUGAUCAAAUUCGCAGCCAAAUCCAAGCAUGACUUGCACGUUAAGGACGUUAAACUGGUCGAGUUGAGGGCCACCUGAUCCGAGGAGGACGUGGCGGAGACCACGUCAAACGAUGACGUCAUCAAUGACGCCGCUGACACGCAAGAAGCUGCUUAAGUGAUUAGUGACUUGUGAAAUUUUGGUUCUAAGUGAUAAGAGUAACCUAAAACUUGAAUGUGUAUGUGACGUCACAGAUGUCGUCCACGUUUACAGUGACUUGGGUGCUGUGAUGAUUGUUGAAACCAAAUGGUACCUUAAGGUAAUUUUAAGCUCAUUUUAGUUGCAGUAGGCCUGUAUGACCCUGUUUAAGUUGGUAAUACACGAUUGUGGAAAAAGGAGUGUUAUUUUAUUAGGGUUCAGAUAUAAGAUUCUUUAUAACUACCGCAAUGCCAUCAUUUGAAUUUUGUAUCAUUUUAUCUAAAACAUAAUUCCCAAUUACUGUUUAGUAGGGUUAUUUCAGGCAAAUAUUUGCUUAGGUUGUAGUUAUAUUUUUGCAUGUUGACUGAGUUAUUAUAACUCUUUGAAUAUCAUAUUUAUAAUGUAUUGCAGUUUCUUUGCACUUUUCAAAUUAAUUAAUCACUUAAUUAUCAUACUGUCUGGAAACAUCCAAUAUUUAUCACAGUAAAUAUGAAAAAUUGUGUGAAUAUUUUUGACAAAUUUAUCUUUGCCCUUGGAAUUAAGAUGUCAGAAAUCACUUCUCCAAAAAACUAAUCAAAACUGAUACAUGGUGUAUCAAAACGAUUAUUAAUCUAACAUCUAAAUAGUAUUUUUUGGAUUGAAAUAAUAAAAAUUUUAAAACACCUUUGUGCCAACAUAGCACAUGAUUUUUAAAGCACAAUCUACAAAUUAGUUAAAAAACUAUAAAUUUUAUUGCAUGCUGUUGCAUUGAUAUAUAUUUUAUUUCUUUUUGUUUUUAUGUCUAAACUUCAAAAACUCAGUCUGGCUUGAGUAUAUAGGAUAAUAUUCAAGAAACAUGAAUAAUUUAGCAUAGCCAAGACGUCACGUUUGUGUUAAGAUUCUAUCAACUAAAUCCCUAGUUUCAUGGGAGAAUUUUAACAAAAUAUAUCACCUAGAUGCAACAUAACCUUAAAAUUUUAACUCAUGUAUGAGACCGUUUUAGAGAUUUUGAGUGAAAAAUGUCUCUGAAUUUUAUCCUUACAUCGUUGGUUUUCACCAGUGUAAAGAUUAUUGGGAAGUAUAUAAGGAAAUUUGAUAGUUCUUUAUAAUAGUAUAAUUUAUAUACCUUUGUAUAAUGACUUAAUCUAAUGUUUGUUUUGAAUUGGUGAAAACCAGUGCUUACCUGUAUUUGAUUUUUAUAUAUGUAUAUAUUUAUGAAUCAACGGCAGAUUUGGUUUUGAGUGGCCUAUGACUUUAAGUAAUGAUUAUUGUUUACUCCAAAUAGACUAAUUUUAAGUUGCUUUUAGUUUCUUAGUUCUAGUCGCUUAAUAGGAAUAUUAAUAUAUAGAGGCUAAACAAUUGAUUUUUUUAAAUGCAUUUAUGUUUAAUUAAAGCUGUCGAAGUCAUUGAACUUUCGAUGAUUUAAAUGCAAUUUUGUACUAAAAAUCAAUUGUUAGUAGAUUUUGUAAAAUAGUAUAAUGACUGGUCAGUUUAGGUCUCACAGCCGCCUAUUAUCACUUAGGCGAAUAGUUUCAAGUAUUAAUGUCUCAACUGUCAGAAAUUUUUUUGUCAUUUGAGAAAACUUUUUUGAUCCCUAUUUGCUACAGUUAGAUAAGCUUAACUUCAUUUUUUCAUCUACUUUGAGUUUAAUUUCAUUUGAUAUUGGGUAAGUAGUUAAGCUAUAUAAAAUGAAGCUUUAAGACAAUAGUUAUAAAAAUUUAAGCAGUGCUGUGUAAUAUUUUGGUUUUUGAAUGAAUAAAUUAUUUGCAGUAUAGACUAGUUAAAAAUUUUGUAUCACCUUGCUCAUUAUAACAUCAUAAAUUUCUUAACACUUGCUUUACAUUAGAUAAAUUACUUGACUACUUAGGAAAAUUAAAAAAAACUUACUUUUAAUAUCAAUAAAUUUUGUUGUUUAUAACAUCAACACCUAGCUGUAUUAUUGUUGUCGAUAACUUAAAUAUCUUUUGAGAAUAUGUAAGUUAUUGACUGUAUAGGUAAUAAGUAUUGUGUGCCUCUGUGUAUAGACAGUUAGGAUUUAUGUGAAGGGUACUCAGUUACAGUAAAAAUGGCUUUAAUGAGUUGUAAGAUUAGUAACAACAAAUUAUAUAUAAUCAAUUAUAUAUUCAUAUGUUUCGGCAGAUGGAAAAUUAGACAAACUUCCUGGCUUAGCUGGUUGUUUUUGAGAUUUUGAAUAAUGACAUUUUAACAUCUGACAUGACAGCAAUAUAAAAGAUAAAAAUUACUACAGUAGAGUGAAAUUUAAAAAAAGAUAAUGGUUUAUAAUAUAGAUAUUAUAUAUUAUAGUUUUAGACCUUCCACAAUCAAAAGGCCACAAAAGUACUUCUGGCACUCAAGGUUAUUCAUAGGCUGCAGUUUUGGCACACAGAGACAAUAUAGAUAUUUGAGUCUUAUUCCCGAUAAUUGAAAUGUAUGUCAAUAAAAUAUUUUUGACAUAUGGAACGAGUCUGACGAUAUCACCCUGACACUAUUGUUAACAUAAUUUUAUUCUUAUUGCAAUACAUUUAAUUUAUUGCAAUUAAAAUAUAAUUAAAUACACUUGUUACAGAAAACUGAAAAUACCUUUUUCUGUUCCACCUUUUUGCCUAUGUCUAAUACUAUAUACAUAGGGAGUUAUGUACUUCUAAGUGAGUACCCUACAUGUUACUUAUAUUAAGAAUUAAUGUAGAUAGUAUUUAGUUUAAGAUUGAGAAUUUUGAAAGACUUGGCUUAGCUGGCAACUGGAUUGCAGAUAUGGUGAUAUUAUAACGACUAUAAGUUAUAGAUUUUAUGUUGAAGAGUCUUAUUGUAUCAUUGGUUACCAUAAGCACUUAUAGUAUUUGAAAUAAAUAUUUACAAUGA